AUGGAGAUGCGGUUAAGUGGAAGAGGAUUGAUCAUAUCUCUAAUUUUCUUCCUGUUAAAAUUCUCAACAGCAAUUGAAAUACCACUCUCAGUUCAACAGGUUCCAACAAUUAUAAAACAGUCAAAAGUGCAAGUUGCUUUUCCUUUUGAUGAAUAUUUUCAAAUUGAAUGUGAAGCUAAGGGGAAUCCAGCACCAAUAUUCACAUGGACUAAGGAUGACAAGCCUUUUAAUCUCUCUGACCCCCGGAUAAUUGUAUCUAACAGUUCAGGAACAUUCAAGAUCCCAAAUGAAGGACACAUAUCUCACUUUCAAGGAAAAUACCGCUGCUUUGCUGCUAAUAAACUGGGAGUUGCUAUGUCAGAAGAAAUAGAAUUUAUAGUUCCCAGUGUUCCAAAAUUCCCGAAAGAAAAAAUUGACCCUCUGGAAGUGGAGGAGGGAGAUUCGAUUGUCCUCCCAUGCAACCCCCCCAAAGGCCUUCCACCUUUACACAUUUAUUGGAUGAAUAUUGAAUUAGAACACAUCGAGCAAGAUGAAAGAGUAUACAUGAGCCAAAAGGGAGAUCUGUACUUCGCAAAUGUGGAAGAAAAAGACAGUCGGAAUGAUUACUGUUGCUUUGCUGCAUUUCCAAGAUUAAGGACUAUUGUACAGAAAAUGCCAAUGAAACUAACAGUUAACAGUUUAAAGCAUGCUAAUGACUCAAGUUCAUCCCCAGAAAUUGGUUCCAAGGCCAAUUCGAUCAAGCAAAGAAAACCCAGACUGCUGCUGCCCCCCACGGAGAUGGGAGGUCAGUCCUCAGUCAUCAUCCUCAAAGGGGACACCCUGCUGCUGGAGUGUUUUGCUGAAGGCCUGCCAACUCCACAGGUUGAAUGGGACAAACUGGGUGGUGAUUUACCAAAGGGAAGAGUAACGAAAGAAAAUUAUAAUAAGACAUUGAAGAUAGAGAAUGUCUCCUAUCGCGACAAAGGAACUUACCGCUGCACAGCCAACAAUUUUUUGGGAACAGCCACUCAUGAUUUUCAUGUUACAAUAGAAGAGCCUCCUCGCUGGACAAAGAAACCUCAGAGUGUCGUGUAUAGCACUGGGAGCAGCUAUAUCUUGAUAUGUGACGCCGAAGGAGAACCUCAACCCACACUCAAGUGGAGAGUGAAUGGCGCCACUGACUAUCAUCUAUUUGCUGGCAACUUCAUCUCCUCAAGGGAAAUCAGUUUUACCAACCUACAACCAAAUCAGACUUCUGUGGUCCAGUGUGAAGCCUCAAAUGUCCAUGGGACCAUCCUUGCCAAUGCCAAUAUUGAUAUUAUAGAUAUCCACCCAUUGAUACAAACUGAAGACGAAGAAAAUUAUGCGGCCAUGGUUGGGUACAGUGCUUUCCUACAUUGCGAGUUCUUUGCAUCACCUGAGGCCGUAGUGUCCUGGCAGAAGGUGGAUGAAGCGAAACCCCUUGAAGGCAGACGGUACUAUAUCCAUGAAAAUGGCACAUUACAGAUCAAUAAAACCACAGAAGACGAUGCUGGGCCAUAUUCCUGUUGGGUAGAAAAUGCUAAAGGAAAAACUGCAGUCACAGCCAAUUUGGAUAUUAGAAAUGCCACAAAACUUCAACUCUCUCCUAAGAAUCCUCGUGUCCCCAAAUCACAUACGCUUGAAUUACAUUGUGAGAGCAAAUGUGACUCACAUUUGAAACACAGUUUGAAGUUGUCCUGGAGCAAAGAUGGAGAAGCCUUUGAAAUUAAUGGCACGGAAGAUGGCAGGAUAAUUAUUGAUGGAGCUAAUCUGACCAUAUCUAAUGUCACUUUAGAGGACCAAGGUGUUUACGUCUGCUUGGCUCAAACUGCUCUAGAUAGCACUGCUGAUAUAACCCAAGUAACUGUCCUUGAUAUCCCGGAUCCACCAGAAAACCUUCUCUUGUCUGAAAGACAGAACAGGAGUGUUCGGCUCACUUGGGAAGCUGGCGAUGACCACAAUAGCAACAUCAGCGAGUAUAUUGUAGAAUUUGAAGGAAACAAAGAGGAACCUGGAAGGUGGGAGGAAUUGACUCGAGCCCAAGGAAAGGAAACAACGGUCAUGUUGUCUUUGGCUCCGUAUGUGACAUACCAGUUCAGGGUCAUAGCUGUGAAUGAAGUAGGGAGAAGUCAGCCCAGCCAGCCAUCAGACCAUCAUGAAACACCUCCGGCAGCUCCAGACAAGAAUCCACAGAACAUAAGAGUUCAAGCUUCUCAACCCAAGGAAAUGAUUAUAAAAUGGGAGCCUUUGAAAUCCAUGGAGCAGAAUGGACCAGGACUGGAGUACAGAGUGACUUGGAAGCCACAAGGAGCCCCAGUAGAAUGGGAAGAAGAAACAGUCACAAACCACACCUUGCGGGUGAUGACGCCUACUGUCUACGCUCCUUAUGACGUCCAAGUCCAAGCCAUCAAUCAACUGGGCUCUGGGCCUGAGCCUCAGUCAGUGACUCUCUAUUCUGGAGAAGACUAUCCUGAUACAGCUCCAGUCAUUCACAAGGUGGAUGUUAUAAACAGCACUGUGGUUAAAGUUACCUGGUCAGCCAUUCCAAAGGACAGAGUACAUGGACGUCUGAAAGGAUAUCAGGUCAAUUGGUGGAAAACAAAAAGUCUGUUGGAUGGAAGAAUAUAUCCCAAAGAAGUAAACAUUCUAAGAUUUUUAGGACCAAGAAACUAUGGAAUGGUUCCUUCCUUAGAUGCAUUUAGUGAAUUUCACUUAACAGUCUUAGCCUAUAAUUCCAAAGGAGCUGGUCCAGAAAGUGAGCCUUAUAUUUUUCAAACACCAGAAGGAGUACCGGAACAGCCAACUUUUCUCAAGGUCAUCAAGGUUGAUAAAGACACUGCCACUUUAUCCUGGGGACUACCUAAUAAAUUAAAUGGAAACUUAACUGGCUAUCUAUUACAAUACCAGAUAAUAAAUGACACCUAUGAGAUUGGAGAAUUAAAUGGUAUCAACAUUACAACUCCCUCGAAGCCCAUCUGGCGUCUCUCAAACCUCAAUGCAACUACCAAGUACAAAUUCUACUUGAGGGCUUGUACGUCAAAGGGCUGUGGAAAGCCAAUCACCGAGGAAAGUUCCACGUUAGAAGGAGAGAGUAAAAGUAUCGGGAAGAUAUCAGAAGGAAUAAAUUACACUCAAAAGAUUCACCCAAUAGAGGUGUCUGAGUCUGGAGCUGAACAUGUAGUUCGCCUAUUGACUAAGAAUUGGGUUGAUAACAAUAGCAUUUUUGAAGAUGUAAUUGAGACAAGAGGGAGAGAAUAUGCUGGUUUAUAUGAUGACAUCUCCACUCAAGGCUGGUUUAUUGGAUUGAUGUGUGCCAUAGCUCUUCUGACGCUAAUCCUGUUAACCGUUUGCUUUGUGAGAAGGAACAAAGGUGGAAAGUACUCAGUGAAAGAAAAGGAAGAUUUGCAUCCAGAUCCAGAAAUUCAAUCAGUAAAAGAUGAAACCUUUGGUGAAUACAGUGACAGUGAUGAAAAACCUCUCAAAGGAAGCCUUCGGUCCCUCAACAGGGAUAUCCAGGCCACAGAAAGUGCUGACAGCUUAGUGGAGUACGGAGAAGGAGACCACGGCCUGUUCAAUGAAGAUGGAUCAUUCAUUGGCGCUUAUGCUGGAUCUAAGGAGAAAGGGUCUGUUGAAAGCAAUGGUAGUUCUACAGCAACAUUUCCACUCCGAGCAUAA
Messenger RNA from Trichechus manatus latirostris (Florida manatee), 3675 nucleotides. It is a transcript of the gene CHL1, whose product is annotated as cell adhesion molecule L1 like. Gene Ontology annotation, biological process: cell-cell adhesion; axon guidance; brain development. Gene Ontology annotation, molecular function: cell-cell adhesion mediator activity. Bases 1 to 3675 code for a protein of 1224 amino acids. The transcript is spliced from 26 exons. The record is from RefSeq and is a predicted model, not a curated record. Lineage: Eukaryota; Metazoa; Chordata; Mammalia; Sirenia; Trichechidae. Gene Ontology annotation, cellular component: axon; plasma membrane.